AUGGCCAACAAUAGUCAAUUGCAUAUAUCCGGUAUGGUGGUACUACCAAUCACAAUUAACAAUAUCAACACGGAAAUUAAUGUAUUUGUUAUUGACGAUCUUUGUACAGACUUAUUAUUAGGAGGAGAUUUCUGCGAUAAAUACAAUGUCAAUAUCAGCUAUGGAGGAAAAUAUUUAACAAUAUCAACAAGACAACAGCAGACACGGGUAAAAUUUCAGCAACAACCGAAUACACAAGAAGUGUUUCAUCUUAAGACCUUGAAUGACAUUGCAAUCCCACCAUUAUCGUCGAAAGUCAUCCAAGCGGCAUCAUCGUCACCACCCAUGUCGGCGAUAUUCACCCCAUCGUCUAGAAUGACGAAUAAACAAUAUGUUAUUGCACCCCAUGCUAUAUUGACAAUUGACAAUACCAAUACCACAAUAUUAACACUAUUGAAUACCACAACGUCCAUUAAACGGAUCCCACAAGCACAAGUCCAUAGUCCGCACCAGUCAAAACUAAAUUUAAUUACAGAACGCGACGUUUAUCCAUUACCACGGAUCGACGAUAUCAUCGACAAACUGGCUGAUUCACAAUAUUUUACAACGUUGGAUUUAAAAGCUGGUUAUUGGCAGAUACCCAUUGAAGAACAAGACAAGAAGAAAACAGCAUUUGUCACUACCGAAGGAUUAUUCGAAUUUAAUGUUCUCCCAUUUGGGUUAUCAAAUGCACCAGCAACCUUUCAACGUAUAAUUAAUUCAGUAUUAGGUGUAUUGAGAUGGGACAUCACAUUGGUAUAUCUGGAUGAUAUUAUUGUGUAUUCACCUUCCUUUGCCAGUCAUGUAAAACAUCUCGAUCUAGUAUUAGAUGCAUUAGAAAAAGCCAAUGUUAAGUUAAAUGCAGCCAAAUGUUCAUUAGCACGCAAACAACUGGAUUAUCUGGGUUAUCGAAUUACACCAGAUGGAAUCAAACCCACGAGAACAAAUGUGAAGAAGACAAUUGACUUUCCAACACCAACAUCGGCUAAAGCAGCAUAUUCAUUUAUUCAAAUGGCACAAUUUUAUCGUAGAUUUAUUAAAGAUUUUUCCACAAUUGCUGCCCCAUUGAAUAUGUUCAAAAACAAAAAUAUCAAAUUUGACUGGACACCAGAAUGUGAACAAGCAGAAAUAAGCAUCCAUUAUGUAUGGCAUUAA
Messenger RNA from Didymodactylos carnosus, 1173 nucleotides. NCBI's taxonomy places the organism in Eukaryota, Metazoa, Rotifera, Eurotatoria, Philodinida, Philodinidae. The record is from the annotation of a GenBank genome assembly.